AUGGAUGGAAGAAAGAGCGACAGCGAGCUAAUGCAAGUGCGGGUCACUGCUAAGUCUAAGACUAGCAGCGUCCUCUCAAAAACAUCACCUUCAGUCGAUGCGGAGGAGCACCCUGAAGUAGCCCAACUUGAGGCCGUUUCGUCGUCUAGGGAACAUGCUAAGGCGCACUACCUCGCAUCGCCCCCAAUUGCUGAAAUCUCUGAGCAGAAGGCAAUAAAGUUCAAGAAGCGCGAAGCCCUGGACCAGAGCACUUCGCCCGUCGCUCCACAGCGCUUGCCUAGUACAACGUCCAUGGAACGACCCGCAGAUGCAACUAUAUUAGUGACUUCCACCGAGACUGUACUUGCGGGCGUAACUUCAAGUGCAACGCCUACGCAAAAAACAGGAAGCCCAGGAAGAGCAAAAAAAGCCGUGACCCCAGGUGCAGAGGCUGCGACUUCGUCAACUUCGCUGCGGCCAUCACCAGACAGACCACUGGUCGUCCUGGAAGGCCUCGAUUACGUGCCGCCGCCGACUUCUACACUCAAAGCCGUUGGUCAUGCUGAUACCUUCGCACAUUACGACGACUUGGAUGAAACUGAUUAUCACUUGUUUGACAUGCAGACAAAGGAGAAUGGCAGCGCAGGUUUUCCUUAUUCGAAAUCUACCUCGAAAGACUCUACCAUUAGCGAUAUGAUUGUGACGCACAAAAGACGAGGACAAGAAAAGGCGCAUAUUGGCUCAUCCUCCAUUAC
Molecule: messenger RNA, 734 nt
Organism: Amoebophrya sp. A25
Lineage: Eukaryota; Dinophyceae; Syndiniales; Amoebophryaceae
Source: the annotation of a GenBank genome assembly